AUGUAUGGAGGUGUCUGCAAAAUGUUUGAAGAACAUUUAAAGAGAAUGAACCCAAACAGUCCGUCUAUCACAUAUGACAUAAGCCAACUCUUUGACUUCAUCGAUGACCUUGCUGACCUCAGCUGCCUUGUAUACCGAGCAGACACACAGACUUACCAACCUUAUAACAAGGAUUGGCUCAAGGAGAAGAUCUACAUCCUGCUUCGCCGACAAGCCCAGCAGGCAGGAAAGUAACUGCUGUCCUGGAUCAGCAGAUCAGUGCUCUACAAGGAGAAUGAUUGAUUGCACCAGUUUUUUUUUUAGCUCACAGAUGUUCCUCUUCAGAUCUUUGGAGCACUUGAGUGUGCUGCUUGUAGAUCUCAGUAUUUUUGUAGAAAUAAUUGAUUCCCACCCCACCUCACCCCAAGCCCAUUAGAAAGCUUGCUCCUUUUUAUUAAAUCAUGCUUGGUGUUUUAAAACAGAAGCCACAUUGAAUGGAAUGUAAGGACCAACCUUGCCCUUACACCCAUCUUGCAUUCAGACACUGAUCGGGAACAAACCUGACUGCUUUUGUUAUGCAUAAUACUGUCACUAGGCUCCUGUUCAAACCUAACAUUGUCUUAGAAGAGUGGUUUUGUCAACACUCUUUGCAACCUGUACAUUUUAUAGAGCAGUGAGGACCGAACAGACUCUCUCAGAAGAAAAGCUUUUUUGGGUUAAACGCUUUUCUAGAAAGUUAAUCUUCUUGUCUGAUGUGUUGUUUCUACAGAGCUGUUUCUGUAGGACCAAAGUUCUGGUUACCCAUAGGUUUUUUUUGCUUCAGGUUAUGGUUUUGCAGAUUAAAUUUUUGUUUUAAUAUGAAAA
Molecule: messenger RNA, 843 nt
Organism: Stegostoma tigrinum
Lineage: Eukaryota; Metazoa; Chordata; Chondrichthyes; Orectolobiformes; Stegostomatidae
Gene: erh
Product: ERH mRNA splicing and mitosis factor
Exons: 3
Coding region: 1-234 (77 amino acids)
Source: RefSeq, a predicted model, not a curated record